This is a messenger RNA of Lytechinus variegatus (green sea urchin), 1803 nucleotides long. RefSeq lists its product as uncharacterized. The record is from RefSeq and is a predicted model, not a curated record. Bases 1 to 1785 code for a protein of 594 amino acids. The transcript has 2 exons. NCBI's taxonomy places the organism in Eukaryota, Metazoa, Echinodermata, Echinoidea, Temnopleuroida, Toxopneustidae.
AUGAUCCUGAAUCUAAAGAAACUAAACAGGUUCAUCGAAAACAAGCCAUUCAAGAUGGAAUGCCUCUCCAAGAUCCUGCCCCUGCUUCGCCCCCACGAGUGGGCGGCAUCUAUAGACUUAUCGGACGCGUAUCUUCACGUUCCAAUAGCAAAGUCCUCUCAGCAUCUCCUAGGUUUCGCAAUAGGAGGGGACACUUACCAGUAUCAGGCCCUCCCUUUCGGCCUUCGCUCUGCUCCUCGCAUUUUUACAAGGCUCGUCAGGGUAAUUGCUGCAGAGCUAAGAAGAAGAGGGGUAAAAAUUUUUUUGUUAUCUCGACGAUUGGUUGAUCCUCGCCCCCUCAGAACAAUCCCUUCACAGACACUUGAAGGUCACUAUCGCGUUAACGACAAAUUUAGGCCUUCUCAUAAACUGGGAAAAAUCAAGAUUGACUCCAACUCAGACUCCGGAUUUCCUUGGAGCAUUUAUAGACAUCCCGCGUCAGCUGGCAGCCCCCCUUCCCCACCGGGUUCAGAGAACGAGAGCAGUCGCGGAGCAACUCCUGUCCAGUCGUUUCUCGACUGCGAAGACUUGGCAGAUUUUUCUGGGACUCUUAGCAAGCUUAGUGGAUACAGUCCCCCUUUGCAGACUGAGGAUGAGACUACUCCAGCUACAUCUCCUCAAGUUUUUUCGCCCACCCAUGGACGCCGAGAAAACCUACAUCCCUCUAUCUCCGGAGUCAAUAGGGGCCAUUCAGUGGUGGCUUCUUCCCUUGUCUCUGACCUCAGGGAAGCCCUUCAGAGGUCCCCUUCCGUCAGUGGUCAUCCUAACCGACGCCUCAAACCAAGGUUGGGGCGCAGUCAUGGACUCGAAGAGGGUGUGGGGGGACUGGACUGGUCAUCAGCUGAAUUUUCACAUAAACAGGUUGGAGAUGAUUGCGGUGCAGUUAGCCCUCCAACACUUUGCAUCCGAGAUAGUGGAAAAGUGUGUCCUGAUAAAGUCAGACAACCAGACGGUGGUAACAUAUCUCAACAAAGAAGGGGGAACUCGGUCAAGGACCCUUUGCAGACUGACUCUAGAGAUUUUGACAUGGUGCGACAGUCGCAACAUCACGGUGAAGGCAUCCCACAUUCCAGGAAAGGAGAAUUACAUAGCAGACUUCUUAUCGAGGGGACGCUAUCUCCCCUCGGAAUGGAUGCUCCACGAGGCUGUGGCCAAGGAGAUAUUCAAUCAAUUCGGCAACCCACAGAUAGAUCUAUUUGCCUCAACACUAAACAAGCAGAUCACUACUUACUGCACCAAGCACAGGGAUCCAAUAGCAGUGGCGACAGACGCCUUCUCAAUUCAAUGGGACAAUGUUUUCGGUUAUGCUUUUCCUCCAUUUGCAAUCAUCCCCAAGGUACUUCAGAAAGUAGAGGAGGAAGGAGCAACCAUACUGCUAGUCGCCCCCUGGUGGCCCCGCCGACCAUGGUUCUCAACGAUAGUCGGCCUUCUGUGGGGGAGCCCAGUGAUUCUACCGAUGAGGCAGGACAUCCUGAGUCAACCAGGGACCCAGCACUACUACCCCGAGCCCAACAAACUGAGGCUCACACUGUGGCCCAUUACAGGGCAGCAGCAAUCAAGGCUGGACUUUCUGAACGGGCUGCCAAUUUCUCGGCCGAAUGUUUACGGUCUUCCACACGAUCAACCUACGACUCCAGACUCAGUCACUAUGUUAGAUGGUGUCGGCAGGCUAAGACUAAUCCAUGCAAGGCAUCUGUAGGGCCGUCUCGCCGGAUACUAUCUCUCGUUGGAUUGUGGAGGCAGUGAAAUCUGCUGGUGAUCCAG